Corythoichthys intestinalis (scribbled pipefish) is the source of this 2419-nucleotide messenger RNA. It is a transcript of the gene etnk1, whose product is annotated as ethanolamine kinase 1. Lineage: Eukaryota; Metazoa; Chordata; Actinopteri; Syngnathiformes; Syngnathidae. Gene Ontology annotation, biological process: phosphatidylethanolamine biosynthetic process. The coding region runs from base 166 to 1248 and encodes 360 amino acids. Gene Ontology annotation, molecular function: ethanolamine kinase activity. Gene Ontology annotation, cellular component: cytoplasm. The transcript has 8 exons. The record is from RefSeq and is a predicted model, not a curated record.
GUUUCCACCAAGUGGGCGGGGGUUUAUACAGAGGCGUUGCCGCAUACUGUCCUCAGUCAUUGAGAUUAAGUACAGCAGAUUGUCAAACGUCCAUCACAUUUGCCUUUGCUUCUUGCUCAUACCAGCUACUUUGCUUACGUCGAUACCACGAAUCAAAACAAAAACAUGGCCAACUACAUUCACGUACCAGAAGAGGCUCCGGCCGUGCCGAAAAUAGACGUGACAGUAGAGGAGAGAGACUACAGGACCGGUGCGUUGAAGCUGGUCAAGGAGCUGAGACCGAACUGGAAACCAUCAGAGGUCAAAAUGAAGUUUUUCACAGACGGUAUCACCAACAAACUGCUGGGCUGCUACGUGGGCGCGGCCAUGCAGGACGUGGUCCUCGUUCGCAUCUACGGGAAUAAAACCGAGCUUCUGAUCGACCGCGAGAAUGAGGUGAAGAGUUUCCGAGUGCUUCACGCGCACCGCUGUGCCCCGCGUCUCUACUGUACCUUCAACAACGGCCUGUGCUACGAGUUUCUGCAAGGAACCGCUCUUGAACCGGAGCACAUCCGAAGCCAGCCUGUUUUCAGGCUCAUUGCCAGACAGCUCGCCAAGUAUCACGCCAUUCACGCUCACAAUGGCUGGGUGCCCCAGUCGGACUUAUGGCUGAAGAUGGGCAAGUACUUCUCCCUCAUCCCAAAGUACUUCACGGACCCCGAGAAGAAUGCGAGGUUGAACACGGAAGUGCCCAGCCCGCGUUGCCUCCGAGAAGAACUGGUGUGGCUCCAGCAGAGCUUAUCAGUGUUGGGCUCCCCGGUGGUGCUGUGCCACAACGACCUACUGUGCAAAAACAUCAUCUACAACAAGCAGGAUGGAAAUGUCAAGUUCAUUGACUACGAGUACGCUGGGUACAAUUACCAGGCCUUCGACAUUGGCAAUCAUUUCAAUGAGUUUGCCGGUUUGAACGAAGUGGAUUAUAGCCACUACCCCUCGCGGCCUUUCCAACUGGAGUGGCUGCAUUCGUACCUGGAAGCCUACAAGGAGCACAAAGGCCACAGCAACAAGGUGACCGAAAGGGAAGUGGAAACCCUUUACGUGCAAGUCAACCGGUUUGCUCUGGCAUCACAUUUCUUCUGGGCUCUCUGGGCUCUGAUCCAAGCCAAAUUCUCCACCAUUGACUUUGACUUCCUGGAAUACGCAGUUCUGCGCUUCAACCAGUACUUCAAGAUGAAACCCGAGGUCGCCGUGUUGAGCCUACCAGAAUAAGCCCCACCCCGUCCCCGACCCCGCUCCCACUUCUUCCUCAUACUCUUCCUCAGUGCCUCUCUCACGACAAGUAUAGAGCGCCCUCCGUGGGCAGACGCCGGGAAGACUUUUUUUACGUGCGACGCGGGUGAGUUCGGUUCAAAUGGAGGUGGCAGACGCACUCAACAACCCGCUCGAAUGUGAAGCGUUGCAUGUUCAUUUGUAUCUGGGUAAAAGAGGGGAGCACUAAUAGUUACACCUGGAGACUCCCAUGGAAACCCCCCCCUCGAGAGGCGAUGCACUUUGUGUGUCACCUGGAAGCGCGAGUCAAAACAUACUGAACGGCUUUUGUUUUGACGUCCUUGUUUUCAGGCCAGCAUGCCAUGUGCUCCGCCUCCCUAGAGUUGUGUGUGCGUCUUUUUAAGCGUGGAAAGUCAGGGUCAAAACAAUGGUCGGGAGGAGAUCCAAACAAAAGGGCCGUUUCAGCAUUCCGUAUUCAUCAAGCUGCUCGGGUGUCGCUCGGAAUGAGACCAAAGUUUGACUUGUAGCAAAUGUUUAAAUGUGGACAGAGAAAAGUAGGGGCAAAUUUCUUAGGAGGUCAAAACAACUGAUGUAAGGACCAACAGAUAAAUGAUUUAAUGGAGGCCAUUGUGAUUUGAUGUAAGAAAAAUCAACCACUUUUAACAAGAAAAGUGUAUUUUUAAUCAUUGUUUUAAAUUUUGCAAUAAUACAGAGCUUCCUGAGCAAGUGAUUUAAAUGCAACCGUGAAUAGAAUUCUCUCUGCUCAUUUUCCACAGCUGACAAAAUAGAUGAAGUGUUGUUUCGCCAGUGUGCUCUUAUUUUCUACUUGAUAAGGUUUGGAAAUAAGGUCCAUCGUUCGUGCCAGUUAUUAUUGGGGGAGCAGACUUGAAGUCACAAAUCCAUGCAAGAGAGCUUUUGAAAUGUGAAAAGGGGACUGUUUACAUCUAGUAACUGUAACAAACAUCAUCUCCAAAGCAAGAUUUUUAGUUGUGUGAUUUUUUUUUUUUUUUUUUCUAUGUUCUCUCUGGUCAUUAUUGUAUAUUGUUUAUAAUGUACAGUAAUGUUAUAUCUUUGCUCUUUUUUUUUAAAGGUCAUAUUGUAAGUGAAUAGACGUGCAACACUAUUUGAACAUACUGUAAACAAACCUAGAAAAAUAAAGUAUUUACUCUUA